CGCAGUCUCGAUCGAGGACAGUCCCUAUCAAUUUUGCGAUGCCGAGCAAUGCCGAGGUCAAUUCCGUUGGCCUUGCGGAAAGGCUGCAGAGUUGCAGAUAACUGCUCGGCUCAAUGCCACGUCCAAGCAAUAAAUGUGAAGCUAUGCCAGGGAAAAGAUGUUUUGGAGAGAAUGAAUUAUUUGUAUCAGGCUAGUUAUUUAAUGGCGAUACAGUCCAAGAAUCCAGUCGCUGCUUCGUACUACGGUAACAUAAUGCUUAGAUGUGCUAAAAAAGCUGUUCUUCGAAUGAGUCCAGAUAUAAAGAGAACAAUCUGUAAGUGUUGUCAGUUGCCUCUGAUACCAGGGGACACGGCUAGAGUACGAUUGAUCUCAAAACCCAUGAAAAUGGUCAAAUGGACGUGUCUUACCUGUGGCGCUACCAGAAAAUUCCCUACCAAGAAGGGAUAUAAAUUAUGGGCAGAUCAACCAGAAGCUUUAGUUGAACUGUUUGACUAUACAUUCAAACAAAGUGUUGAUGGUGUAAAUAAAUAUAACAGCCGAAACAAUGAUGCGACAAAAUCAAGUUCUCCACCUGUAGAUGGUAAUAUUCUAUGCACUACAGAAAAUUACGGAAAUAGUUUUCCGUUGACUGAAGAAAACAAUGUUCUCGAUAUAAAAAGUAAUAAGGCAAGAUAAGAGCGUAACUAGCAAGUGCAAUAUAGUUCGAGAUUGACGUAUGUACAUAUCUCAGACGAAAUUUUUAACAAGUUGCUAUAUACUCAAGUACUGCGAUUGUAAUUUAUGUAUUGAUUUUACGAAUUGACAACUUCCUGAUAAAUUUGAUUUUUUGAAUAUCUUCUUUUGCGGUUUUUUUAUGAAAGACACAACUACCUCAUAAAUUGACGAUGAACAGUUUCUUUAACAAUGACUCAUGGUCUGAUUUGAUUCUAUUUUGUUUUGUAUAAAUCUGCAUGGAAAUUUUCAGAAUUAAGACACAAAUAAUCUUUACAAGUACGAAUAUUUCUUAUUAAUCACUUACGUAAAAUAUGUUACAAUAUUACAAUCAGUUUACAAUCGAUAAACAGACAGUUCCUGACUAACUCGAAUAAUUAUAACGUUCUAACAAUACUUUAAUCAAUUAUAGCUUAAUUGUAUUUUAUUAAACAUUCGUGGUAAUAACUUAUAUGAGAUUUAAGUGAUUUUUUUUUUAUCUUCGAGUAUGAGAUACAUUUUGAGAAAUAUGUAACAAGUUAUAAAGCUUAUAGAUAAUAUUCUGUUCCCUGAAACAAUUAUACUAUAUAAAAUAUGGUAAACGUAAAAAUUUGGAUGACUCGUUGCCAUUUUUUAAAAUUAUCCUCUGGAACUAUUGAGCGUAACUGUAAGCUUUACAUAUUAUUACAAAUAGUGUCUCGUUCAGUUUAAUUAUGAUAUGACUAUGUCCGUCCAUAGCCCACCAUUCACUCGUUUAUGCGAUACAUUAUAUAAGUGAACCUCGCUGCGAUCAAAUUAUAAUAAUACUGGAAUGUUAUUGAUUACGGAGCUAUUCAUCAACUGCUUAUUUUUUUAAUUUUCUCAUCUUUAUGAAAUAUUCUUAAAGAGAUUUUUAACUGUCUAUGUCAAUGAAUAUGUUCGUUACAAAACUUACAAUUAGACUUGUAGCAGUAGCAAGUGUUAUUAAUAAAUGAAUGGACGCAAAUUAGAAUUACUGGCACAGCUACCCCAUUCUGUAUCGAGUUGUCACCGAAAGUUGAAUUACCAAGUAUAAAAACAAUAGUAACAUAAAAAUGUAAUAACAGACAUUAAUCGAACAUCGAACAAAAUCACAUGCACUAUAUACCAUAUAUUAUUGGAAAUAGCAUUAAUCGUAUUACGCUUAUUAAUGUAGCUAGCCUUUUGUAUACGGCACAGUGAUGAAUUGGAGUAUUUUAUAAAUGAAAUAUUGGAUACGAUAUUAAAAUUUACAAUUUUCACAAAUAUAGAAAUGAAUUUAUUCAGGAUGAUGAUAUAAUAGAUAUAACCAUUUGCAGCUGAUGACUUAAAAUUUUAAUGACAACGAGAAUUCAAUCCUUAACAAAAUUUCGUUCUGGUCUACAGAUUCACCGAGCAUUUUACGUACUAUUUGAGUAUUUUCUUGUAUGCAAAGUACAAAAUGUGUCAGAUAAUUAUUUGAUAAUACACGUGUAGAUCGACCCGGUGUGAAUAGCAAAUAUGCCAUCUAAACUUUUUUAAUAAAUUGUCAUUUAAUAAUAUGAAUAAAUACGGACUAAAAUUAAUUCCAAUGUCGAUCUAUCGACGCUAAAUAACACAGCCACGAUCGCAACAAGGUACAGUUACGAAAUUCAAAUAAAAAGAAAAACAAAAACUGUGAUGUAACAAUAAAAUUGGGCUGGACGGAAUCUACACACUGAAUUAUAUACAUAUAUCUGUCGUGCCAAGCUUCAGUCGACAAGCUAUUUCACAGUAGCCAUCUAAUAACUUUUUUUUUAUCAAAUCAAAUCAGAUCCGACCCCAGGUUGGCAACACACAUAUAUACAUGCACACAUCGGCUAUAUUUAACGUUCACCCAUUAAUAAGUAUAUCUUAGAUGUAUAAUUUAUACGACUGUCUGAAUAGUUUCAAUAUUUUAAUGCAGUUUUCAACUACACCGUGUAAACUUUGAAGAGGCUUUUAAUUAAAAUUUAUGUGAGACAGGAUUUCAAUUUUGAACCAAACUCACCAAGAAGUGUAGGUAUUGAAAUAGAGGAGAAAAUAUUAAUCCUGCAGAUGGUUGAAGAUUAAUUAAAUCUGUUGUUUGACUUUCAUCGAAAUGCUCUUCCUUCAAGUAUAUAAGUUUACCCUAAAUAGAAGAGACUUUCAAAAGUUUACAGCAACUGCCUUGUUUACACAACCCUUAUAUGUAAAUACGUGGUAUUAUUAACCAGUUAUUGUCAAAAUUAUGCACUUGAAAAGCAUGUAAUAUUGAAACUUAAUCAGAUUCUUACAUUGGAUGGAAAAGGAUGGGAAGGGUUGGUGAAUAGUGUAUAAUUGAGUUUACAUGAGUCCUGAUACGAACUGUGGUUGUCCGUCACGAUCUAACGUUAAUUGAGGAGUUGGCGUUGGUUGAAAUGUCGAGCCCUGGAAGCCCAUUGCUGACUCAUACAGCUGAAAUAUACAAUUUGUAAUUUUCCCAGUCCCGAUCAGACUCUAUUAAUAAAUUACAUAUAAAUUUCA
Neodiprion virginianus is the source of this 3189-nucleotide messenger RNA. It is a transcript of the gene Rpp21, whose product is annotated as ribonuclease P protein subunit rpr2. Gene Ontology annotation, cellular component: nucleolar ribonuclease P complex. Bases 49 to 675 code for a protein of 208 amino acids. The record is from RefSeq and is a predicted model, not a curated record. Gene Ontology annotation, biological process: tRNA processing. Lineage: Eukaryota; Metazoa; Arthropoda; Insecta; Hymenoptera; Diprionidae. The transcript is spliced from 4 exons.